Molecule: messenger RNA, 4130 nt
Organism: Haliotis rufescens (red abalone)
Lineage: Eukaryota; Metazoa; Mollusca; Gastropoda; Lepetellida; Haliotidae
Product: major facilitator superfamily domain-containing protein 8-like
Exons: 12
Coding region: 60-1850 (596 amino acids)
Biological process (GO): transmembrane transport
Molecular function (GO): transmembrane transporter activity
Source: RefSeq, a predicted model, not a curated record
AGACUGUAUGGAAAGAAAGGUGACAGUUUCUCGUGAUGUGACGAAAAGACCAUUGGAAAAUGGUGUCGCUGAAAGCUAAGAAAAGGUUGACUUAUUUUACAAUAGGUACAUACUUUUUCAUGGGAGGAGUCGAAUAUGCUGUGAUCCUGCCCAGUGCCUGGUUGUACCUCCACAACCGCUUCAGUGCGGAGGAGUACUUCCUGGGUCUCAUGCUGUCCGCCUUCAGCUUCUCAGGGAUGUUUGCUGGGCCCCUGAUGGGCAGAUGGGCAGACAAGUCGCGCCGAGUGAGGGUUAUACUACUGUUUGCUGCACUGUUCGAAAUCGGAGGCAGCUUCAUGUACUUCAUAGGAAUGUCCAAGUGGUUCCUGGUUGCCAGUCGACUGGUUGCAGGUGUUGGCGUUGGCGGUGAGGCUGUGAUUUUGGCAGAGAUUGCCCGCUUCACCACAGAACAAGAGAGGACAUCGGUCAUCUCAAUACUAAUAGCUGUCCGUCAGUGUGGGCUGUUGCUAGGCCCUGGCUUCAACUUCUUCCUGUCACUGGUAGACUUCUACAUUGGACCAUUCCCAGUGGACAGGUUUUCAUCACCAGGGCUUCUUAUGGCCUUUAUGUGGGUGAUCAUGGAGCUGCUGUUGCUGCUUCUCUUCUCGGAACCGGGAGUGAUAUUCCGGCAGAUGCGUGUGAUGAAUCAAGUGGAGACAGCGUACACACCGCUGUCAGACGAAGAGGAGGAACAGUACACAGAGAUUCCCCCUCAAACCGUCACGUACGACGAUGUGUACCCAGACUUGACUUGCAACACCCCCGCCAGUGCUAUCCCUACAGCCAUUCAGAGCACUGAGUGUGUUCCUAAUGGAGGUACAAGCACCGCGACACCAAACAUGUAUGGCUCUAUUGGCAACGCAUCAAUAUCCGAUAUAUCGGUAGCAAGCUACGGGUCUGUUGGUGAUGAAUCGCUAGGCACUGUAUCUAUUGGAAAUUCCUCUGAACUUAUUGAGUCUGCAGAAAGACUUAUGCAAAGUGACUCUUCGGGGGUCAGUGAGAAGGGCAAAGUAACAAGUCGACAGAACAGUCGCAGUAGAAAACUAAAAGCACUUUUAGAUUCCAAGGAACAUUCAGUGUUGCCAAGAAUAGAAAGUGUCUCCGAUGUGAAGGAUCCUUUCACCGAAGGAAGACUUAAGUUCUUAUAUGAUGAAUAUAUUCGAGAAGAAAUAGUUGUACUGUUAGGAUUACAGUUUAUAACUAUAUUUGCUCAGGUGACACUAGAGACUAUGUUAACUCCGUUGACAGACAAGUUGCUGCACUGGAAUGAACUUCAGAACAGCUUCCUGUACUGUGGGGCGGGCGUGGAGAUCAUCUUAAUAUUUGUACUGACAAGCUGGUUGAGUCGAAAGAUCGAAGAUCGUUAUUUGAUUGCGAUAGGCGGCUUCAUUCUGACGUCUGCCAACGUGUGGUACCUCUACUUCCUGCCUUCUUGUACCCCAGAUAACCCGGGCUGGACGUUACCAGGUUUUAUUGCUGGCACUAUCCUAGAUGUGGCCGGUCUGCCUUUCCUGUUGGUGUGUGGGGUGUCACUGUAUUCUAAACUCACACGCAAGGAAACACAGGGUUUGAGCCAGGGUAUACGACGUAGUGUGACGGGUAUUGGCACCAUCAUGGCGCCGCUGUGGGCGGGGUCUACCAUCUCCAUGCUGUACCUCAAUGUGGGGGUGCUAGUGGCUAUACUGUUUAUAUCACAGGUGAUGCUGUGGUUGUCCUUCAAGAGGCUGAAGCCUCCCCAGUCAGCUCCCUCACCCCCACCAGCAUCCAACCCUGGAGACAUCGCCACGGAGAGGCAGCCAUUGAUUGGAUGAACUCAUAUGUCAUGACUUGUCAGAGAUCUCAAGCCAUGCUACAGGGGUCACAACACUGUCACAGAAGCGGCCAUUAAUGGGAUGAAUUUAGAUCAGGGGUGUUCAAAUACCAAAAUUUCCCAUUUGUCGAAGGGCAAGUAAACUUCUGUUUGCCCAGUCUGAUUUUCAACUAACACUCCUACUAAAUCCUACUAUAAUAGUCUCAGGUGCCGUGAUUCGCUGUGGGAAUCCUAUGAUUGUGGGUUCGAAUCCCGGUUCGCCCUGAUUAUGUUUCUUGGUGUUGUCAGCACCAUAACCAUGCUCGUCGGUUUCACUAAAGUAGUAAGAGACCUUACUGAGACCUGCAUCACUUCGGGCUUUCCUCCCACAUUAAGCUGACAUGCCGCGAUAAAACUGGAAUAAUGUGCUAUAUUUAAUUGAGGUAUGACGAAAGGCCAUCAAUUAGCCAUCACUAAUGGGGGUAUGACCAACAGCUAUCGGUUAGCCAUAACUAUUAAUGGGGGUAUGACCAACAGCUAUCAAUGUGCUAUAUUUAAUUGAGGUAUGACGAAAGGCCAUCAAUUAGCCAUAACUAAUGGGGGUAUGACUAACAGCUAUCAAUGUGCUAUAUUUAAUUGAGGUAUGACGAAAGGCCAUCAAUUAGCCAUAACUAAUGGGGUAUGACUAACAGCUAUCAAUUAGCCAAAACUAAUGGGGGUAUGACUAACAGCUAUCAAUAAGCUAUAACUAAUUGAGGUAUGACUUAACGGCUAUCAAUAAGCUAUAACUAAUGGGGGUAUGACUAACAGCUAUCAAUGUGCUAUAACUAAUUGAGGUAUGACGAAAGGCCAUCAAUUAGCCAUAACUAAUGGGGGUAUGACUAACAGCUAUCAAUGUGCUAUAACUAAUUGAGGUAUGACGAAAGGCCAUCAAUUAGCCAUAACUAAUGGGGGUAUGACUAACAGCUAUCAAUGUGCUAUAACUAAUUGAGGUAUGACUUAACGGCUAUCAAUAAGCUAUAACUAAUUGAGGUAUGACUAACGACUAUCAAUUAGCCAAAACUAAAUUAACUUGUACUUACUGCAGGUUUUUUCCCACUGAAAUGUCCGUGUUCCGAUAUUCUUGGUUUUUAAUAUUUUUAUAUCGCAGUCACAAAAGGCCAGAUGAACAGUGAUGUACAGUACAUAUGUACCAGAUAUUUACAUUCCAUGUACUGUGUGAGUGUUUGAAUGCAUAGUCAGUUGUAGAUACUAUGACAAUGUUGUUUAUUUUUUGUUAGUGCUGUUUUGUGUUGUCAUAUGUUGAACAAGGGAGUCAGGAUCCAUAUUUGUCAUGUCUUGAGAGGGAUGACAAGUAGAAUUCACUAGAUAUUGUUUGGGAAAGUUGUUAUUUACACCUUAUCACAAUGAGCUUGUUGCCCAACAAGCUUGUUUUGUUUUUUGUUAUAGACCUUGAUUAUGGAAUUAUUAUCAUGCUUACCCUGUGACACCAGCCAAACUGUAAUUUCAAACAUUGCACGUUGUGGCAUUACGAUCGAGGCCAGAUAUUCCAGCCAAGUUCAGCAAGCGUUGAAACAGGACUUAUACAGUCAGUUAACUCCCUUGCCUGGGGAGGAUGACUUCCCACCAAUACAUACCGGUACUAAUACAUUAUGUCAUCAUAUUAAUACUUCAUCACGGCAAUACAACAGUGCCUAUAAGGUCAUUUAUCAUAUACCAAUCAAUGAUAUGAUAUAUCAGUAUAUGGUCUUUGAGCCAGCCUUCCGGUGACAAUGUCUUCCAAACAAGGUGAAAAUGUUUUCAUAUAAUUAGAACAAUGUUUUGACUGAUGUCAAGUAAAGGUUAUGAUAUUACGUGUAUAAGUUCCAUAGCAUCUUUAACACACUGGGAACCACAUCUUGCUUAUAACAUGGCCAUUCAUAUAACCUUCAGUGAGAUAUGUCACUUAUAGUUCAAUUGUGUGAGAGAUGCGAGGUAUAGUUAUGCCAUAUAUGUGACUGCACAAAUAUCCAUACCUCUGCAUAAUAUCCUAUCACUGCAUACAGAUACACGCAUUAUGCAAAUAAUACAUACACAACAUUGAAUGUUCAGUAUGAAAGAACAUGGACAUGAAAAUACUUACAUGAAAGUUUUACUCACACCACAACUCAUCUAAACGGCAUUAGAUUUCACAGUCUGUCUUGGGGGCACGGGUGGCCCUGUCGUCUAAGGCGUCUCAGGACGCAGAGUUGCUUCCCUUGGGCUUGCCAGAAACCUAUGAUUGUGGGUUCGAAUCCUUCGCCCUGAUUAUGUUUCUUGGUGU